AUUUGAAGAUCAUCAAAUGUGUUUCGUGUAAUUCUGUUUUAUUUUCCUGUGCACUUUUGCAUUCAAGUGUUUCCAGUGUGUGUGUUUGUGUGAUAUUCAUAAUUGUAUCAAUCAAUAAUAUUUUUUGCAUCAUAAUUUGUCACUUAAAUCAUUUUAUAAAAAUGAAAAAUAUUAAUUUGAUUGUCGUUUUAUUGUUGGCAACCAUUUACUCUACAUUUGCUGCAAGAUAUAUUCGAUCAGUGAAAGGUGGUCGAGGUUUUGGUGGCAGCUCUGGUGGUGGUUAUCAAUCUUCUGCACCAAUUUCACCAUCUCGUUCACGAUAUAGCGGUGGCGGUGGUGGUGGUAGUUUACCAUCAUUUGACACUGGUAGCUAUGGAGGUGCAAGUGUAGCUCCAACUGGUGGUUCAUAUGGUGGAGAAUCUAAUAGUGGAUACGGUGGUGGACAAUAUGCUGAAGAGCAUCCUGCCCCAGAACCAUAUAAUUUUCAAUAUGCUGCCGAUGAUGAAUAUGGUAACAAUCAAUAUCGUAAUGAAGAACAAGAUCAAAGUGGUACCAUUCGUGGAUCAUAUGGUUAUACAGAUGCCAAUGGAUUAUAUCGAGUUGUCGAUUAUAUUGCUGAUAAUGAUGGUUUUAGAGCAUCGAUUCGAUCAAACGAACCCGGUGGUUUAACGGAACUAAACCCAAAAACUGGAUCUGUAGAAAAUCCAGCCGAUGUUCAAUUGUCACCAGAACCAGUACCAGCUUCGGUUAGGCAACAACAAGAACAAUAUACUUCGGCAGCUGCAGGUUCUGGAAGAUAUCGCGGUGGUAAUGCUAAAGGUAAUGCUGGAUAUAGUGGAAACGCUGCUGGUUCAGGAUAUGGUGGCGGUUCUAAUACCGGAAGUGGAUUCAGUUUUGGUGGUGGCGCUAGCUCUCAUGGUGGUGGUGCAUCCGGAUAUGGUGCUGGAUUUGGUGGUUCUAGUGGUGGCAGCAGUAGUGGUGGUUUUAGAGGGGGUUCGGCCGGACCAAUUACCCAACAAAAAUUAUCCGGAAAAUACUGAACUUAAAUC
Dermatophagoides pteronyssinus (European house dust mite) is the source of this 1049-nucleotide messenger RNA. RefSeq lists its product as uncharacterized. The record is from RefSeq and is a predicted model, not a curated record. NCBI's taxonomy places the organism in Eukaryota, Metazoa, Arthropoda, Arachnida, Sarcoptiformes, Pyroglyphidae. Gene Ontology annotation, molecular function: structural constituent of chitin-based larval cuticle. Gene Ontology annotation, cellular component: chitin-based extracellular matrix.